Molecule: messenger RNA, 3583 nt
Organism: Asparagus officinalis (garden asparagus)
Lineage: Eukaryota; Viridiplantae; Streptophyta; Magnoliopsida; Asparagales; Asparagaceae
Product: pumilio homolog 5
Exons: 10
Coding region: 247-3240 (997 amino acids)
Biological process (GO): post-transcriptional regulation of gene expression
Cellular component (GO): cytoplasm
Molecular function (GO): mRNA binding
Source: RefSeq, a predicted model, not a curated record
AUUGAGGGUUUUAGAAGCAAACAUUUCCUCGCCUUUCGAGAAAGCUUGAGAGCGAUUUUUUUUUCUCUCUGAUGAAGAUUUUCAUUUUCUGAUCAAAAUUCCCAAACAGGAAUUAAUUCACAGGGCGAAAAGGGGGGGAUAUUGACGAUUAUUCGAGGAGCUAGGGUUUUGGGGGGCAGGGAACACUAUAGAGUUUGACAUCUCUUGCUGCGUCUAUAACAAGCACUUUCGUAUCAGCUGAGUAAAAUGACGACGGAGAGUCCAAUGAGGAUAAUUGGAGGCAGCAGAUCCAGGAAUUGGCCUUCAAGCAGGGACGCAACUUCAUAUACCUCAUCUGCGAGUAACAUGACUGCACAAGAGUUGGGGAUGCUUUUACAAGGACAUAGUUUUAAUGGGAACAGGGAGUUCACCGGCCCCAACAGGAGUGGUAGUGCACCCCCUAGCAUGGAGGGCUCAAGUUUGGCCAUUGGUGACCUAAGAAGGCAUCAAAACUCAAGCUUGGAAGGUAUCAUUGAAAACCUAACUAGUGCAGUUGAAACCUCUGAGUCCGAAGAGCAACUAAGAUCUGAUCCGGCUUAUCUUGCAUAUUAUCACUCCAAUGUGAAUUUAAACCCCAGGCUCCCUCAACCUCUUCUGUCCCGAGAUAACCGAAGACUGGUCCAUAAUGUUGGUGCUCUGGGGGAAGAUUGGAGGGUGUCAUCCUUUGAUGAUAGUACAAAGGAGCCCUUUGUGUCCAGACCUGCUCUCGCCGCUCAUGAGGAGAAACCUCAAGAUGACAAGUCACCUAAAAUUGAAUGUGAUGAGAAGGCAGGAAGUAGUUCUGCAUUUGUGUCUGGACAGCAUACAUCUUCUUUGCAAGGACGUCAUAAAAGUCUCGUGGAUUUGAUUCAGGAAGAUUUCCCUCGGACUCCUUCUCCUAUAUACAGUAACCAAACUCAUCCGUCAAGACAUAGUUCUACAGAACCAAUAGAUUUGGAUGCCUUAAACUCUGCACAAGAUUCUUCAAUCAGCAUGUCUGUAGCAGAGUCCAAAACAAUCAGUCAUCAUGCUCCCAUUGCAUGUGUUCAAUCAGCUGAAUCGAACCCAAAGCAUGAUGUUUCUGCUUCUUUGUUGAUGCCAUCAUCCGCUGGGCAGAAAGGACAAACAAACACUUCGAUUACCAAUAUGGACUGUCAUACCAGUGUGGUUGGUGCUAGUUUUGGUAGUAUUGAAGAUGAGACAAAGAACUUAAGGAUAUCUAAUGGUGGACACAGAAGUCAACUUGCACGACAACACCCUCAACAAAGCAGCUUGCAAGCACGAGGUUCCUCUUUUCAAGCUCGCCCGGGUCACUCUCUGGUGACUAAUCCAAGAACACCAAAUACUAACAAUUCAGCGGACCAUUUUUCACACGGCCAGUCAAAACUACCGGCAUCCGAAGUACAACCUGCAUUGGUAUCUGCUGGAGUCGCACCACCAUUAUAUGCUGCGUAUGGAGCAUCAUACCACCCUAACCUGCAGCCCUCUAGUUUGUUUGCUCCGCAGUUAGCUAUGGGUAGUUAUGCAUUGAAUACGUCACUUGUUCCUCCUUUUAUAACCGGAUAUUCUCCCUAUGGCGCAGUUCCUGUGCCUCUUGAAAAUGCCACUCCAAACUUUGGACCUGGAAUGCCUGCCGUCUCAACCGGAUACAGUGCAACUCCUAUGGCCGAUAUGCAGAAUCUCUAUAAGCUCUAUGGACAACUUGGUAUUGCAGCUCAACCUUCAUUUCCGGAUCCUAUCUACAUGUCUUAUUUUCAGCAUCCUUCUGUAGAUCCAUAUGCUGGUAUAGGUCAAUAUGAUCAUGUAGCGUCCAGGGGAAGUACUAUGGGAGGCCCACUAGCUAACUAUGAUCAACAAAGGGGACAAGUACAUGCACCUGAUCAUAGGCCUCAAUCUCUGAGAACUGGUUCCAUCAACGUCUCAGGUGUCAGGAAAGACGGAAAUGCCAGCCCAGACUAUCCUGGAGGUCUCCAGAAUGUUGCUGUGUUGAUGCAGUACCCUACCUCUCCUCUUGGUAGUCCAAUAUACCAAGGGUCGCCUGUGGCCAGUGCAAGUCCAUCUGGUAGGAGAAAUGACAAUAUGCGGUUUUCAAUCAACUCACCUCGAACCGGAGGUGCUUAUUCUGGAUGGCAAGGACAGAGGGGGCGAGAAAAGUUUGAUGAACAAAAACCUCCCUCUUUUCUUGAGGAGCUGAAAUCUAGCAAAUCUAGGAGAUAUGAACUGUCAGAUAUUGUUGGGCGCAUUGUUGAAUUCAGUGCUGAUCAACAUGGGAGUCGAUUUAUUCAGCAGAAGCUAGAAACAUGUACUAUUGAAGAGAAGGCAGCUGUCUUUCAAGAAGUGCUUCCCCAUGCUUCAACAUUAAUGACUGAUGUAUUUGGGAAUUAUGUAAUUCAAAAGUUCUUUGAAUAUGGAAGCCCUGAGCAGAGAAAAGAACUUGCAAAUAAACUUGUUGGUCAUGUCUUGCCCUUGAGUCUUCAGAUGUAUGGCUGUCGUGUAAUUCAAAAGGCACUUGAAGUGAUUGAUCUUGAGCAGAAAACACAGCUUGUCCAUGAACUUGAUGGACAUGUUAUGCGUUGUGUGCGUGACCAGAAUGGAAAUCAUGUAAUUCAAAAGUGUAUUGAGUGUAUUCCAUCAGAGAAAAUUGAUUUUAUCAUUUCUGCUUUCCGUGGUAAUGUUGCGUCGCUUUCUAUGCACCCUUAUGGUUGCCGGGUGAUUCAGAGAGUGCUGGAGCAUUGUACUGAUGAGGUGCAGAGUCAGUGUAUUGUGGAUGAGAUUUUGCAGUCUGCUUGCACUCUUGCCCAGGACCAGUAUGGCAAUUAUGUUACUCAGCAUGUAUUAGAGGGAGGAAAAUCACUUGAAAGAAGCCAAAUUAUUAAAAAAUUGGCUGGACAAGUUGUGCAAAUGAGCCAGCACAAGUUUGCAUCAAAUGUUAUUGAAAAGUGUUUGGAACAUGGUAGUUCUGCAGAGAGGGAUCUUCUGAUUGAAGAAAUAGUGGGUCAAACUGAAGGAAAUGACAACUUAUUGGUUAUGAUGAAAGAUCAAUUUGCAAAUUAUGUGGUUCAGAAGAUUCUUGAAACAUGUAAUGAUAAGCAGCGAGAGAUCUUGCUUAAUCGCGCAAAAGUUCACCUGCAAGCUCUGAAAAAGUACACUUAUGGCAAACACAUUGUUGCACGGGUCGAACAAUUAUGUGGUGAAGAAGCUAAUUAUGCUGCAGAAUCAUAAUUAUUCAUACAGCGUCCCUGAUGAUGCAAAUCCAGACGCAAAUCCAGACUGGUGUUUGGAGGGGCAGCCAAUUCAUUAUGAUGUCAAACUACCCUGAACUAAGAUUGUAUAUGUCUUCAGGGUCUUCUUUCUGAGGUAGUUUGAUGUAGUACAAAGUCUCGACAGAAAAAAAACAUGGUCUUAAUAUAUAUGUGUAUUGUAUACCCUUAAGGUGGUUUGACGUAACAUUGUAUGUAAUAGCAAAAUCUUAGGUUAGGCCCCUGGUCAUUACUAUUCUUCUUGUCUCUGUGACAUAAAGCGUUGAUCAAUCACGUUAUGCUGACCAAGGGAGCAGCUUUGCUUU